GGACGUUCAAGCCAAAAACACAACAGUCACGUGCGUUUACGUCUACAUUUAAGCGUUUAGCAGACGCUUUUAUCCAAAGCGACGUACAAGAGAGGAAUAAGCUACAUAGAAAUAGUCUAGGAAAGAGGUCUGAUACAGGGUGACAGUGCCGUGGUAGAUCCAAGUGCGCGUUUAGUUCUUAUUUUGUAAAGCGCACGCUGACGUGCGUAUGACAACGUUUGGUGUUGGUGUGAUGGAGAGAUGACUUCCGCUGCCGUAACCGCUUUAAACACUCUGACGAGACCCCUGAACGAGGCGCGUGUGCAUGAUGUUCAGGCCUCGCACCAGGACACUCUGCUGGCUGCGCUGUGUGCGAACAGAGCUCUUCUCCUGGAGCAGCUGCAGGGGGACAGGGGCUUGGAGGAGGUGAGGAGGCUCAGGGAGGAGGUGAUGGCAGUGGCUCAGUGGUUUUCCAGUGACACGGAGGAUGCCACUUGGGGCUUUGUCCAGGAGUGUCUCCUGCUGCUCCUCGCCUUGACCCGACACCUUUCUGUUGAAGUGGAAGUCUUUAAUCAGAGCCAGACUCUGGGAAACAAACACACGGCUGAGGGGGCCCCACCUUUACCCCCUGACGUUCUCAGCGUCAGCCAGCAGAAGACGCUCGGAGCUGCUCUACAGUUUGUCGUCUCUCUGGGACUCUGCCCUUACUUGGCUCCUGGAGUGGGCGUGCCUCUGGGCCACAGGUCAGUGUUCGCAGUCACGGUGGAAAAACUGGUCCACGGUGGCUCUGGAUCUGCAGAGGCCACGCGCCGUCUCCUCACCACCACCAGUGUCCUGCUGCAGUUGGCAGAGCUGUCUUCUCUCGCCACCUUGGUGUUCACGCAGCAUCUGGGAGACGUGAUGGCGGCGCUCUGCCAGCUCGGCUACCAGCCGCACCGCGCCACAGACGAGGUGACACAUAAACAACAACCACAGAAGCAGAAUCUCACUGCUGAUGAACGUCAAACCUGCAGGAACGCUCUCGGACACCUGCUUGGAAGAGUCUACCAGCCAAUCGUCAUCAAGGAGCUGCUGGUCCUGCAAGGUGGACCCAGACAGUGCGUUGCAGGGGGAGGCCUCGGUGGGUCCAGCAGCAGCAGCAGAUCAGCUCCAGCGUGGCUGAGGCGUCUGUGUGGUCAGCUGCUGUCUGAGCGUCUGAUGCAGCCAAACGGUGUCCAUGCUGUGGUCAGGGCCGUACUGGGAGGAGGAACUGGGGGCGAGUCUGACUGGAGAAAGUGUGACAGUGUGGCCAGGAUCCUGGUGGCUUGCCCUCAACAGUCUGCCUCAAUGGACAGUUACUAUGGACAAGUGUGUCCUCGGAUCCUCGACCUCCUGCACCACAAAGACAAGCUCACUGCCCAGCAGUUUCAGCGGGUGGCCACCAGGGCGUCGCUGUUCAUGGUGCAGGAGAAGCCCCACUUUGCACAGCAGUACCUGCUCGCCCCGCUGCUCGCACCUCUCCACCGCUGCAGCACCGCCUCAGGUGAAGGUGGACGCUCUGCUGCUGUGGACGAGUGUGAGCUGACGCGCUGUGUGGAGGACACGUACAAGAUCUGUGUGGUUGGAAACAGUCCAUCAGCUCCUCUUCUCAAAGCUCUGGAGGAAGUUCUCCCUGUUGUCUUCACACUCUUCUGUUUCACCAAGCGGAACGUCUCACACCUACGCGCCCCCUGUCAAGACAUUUUGUUGUGGUACCUGAGCUGUACGGCGUCGUCUGUCGCGCUAUCGGCACUGAAGCAGCUCUCAGGUCUGCAGCGGUGGCAGAAUGAGGCUGCCGCCCACUGCCACUUCACUCCAGGCAGUGAGGGAGGAGCCAAGUUUGACGCCACAGACGGAAUCAGUGCUGCUGCCACUGAUGAUGAGGAUGAUGAGGAGGAGGAGGCUCUGUAUGAGAAGCUGUCUGAGGAGCAGUGGAGGCUGGAGUGUCUAAUGUCUCUGCUGAGUGAGCUCACAGCUUCUGAUCUGCCCGGAGACUUCUUCUUACACCUGCUGCAGGAGCUGACCAGCUGGACAGCUGCAGCACACGAUGCCAAGGAGGACGAGUGUGACCUGGACGUGUCGGCCAUGACGCUCCUGGAAGUGGAGCAGCAGCUGCUGAGUCGCGGCAAGAGGCGGGGCCAGCGGCUGGUGUUACUGCAGGUGCUCGCUGUGAUGGUGGAGUCUGUGCAGCACAGUGUGCUCCUGAGAAAACCCACGCAGGUUGUGGAUUUUAUCGUGUCUCUGGUUCAGAGAGCCUGUGUGGCUCUGGAUCAGGACCAUGACCUGAGUCUAGAGAACCCAGUGGAGAGCCAGACCCUGAGCAUGGGGAUGGGCCUGGUGGCCACUCUGCUGUCUGGACCUCCGCUCUGUGCAGGGGAGUACACCUGUAUGUCGAGGUUGCUGCCACCACUGGAGACGCUGGCUGAGAAACACCCUGAGGUCGUCAUCCAGGAGCUGGCGUCCAACCUCAGAGCUGUCAUCGCGACUCACGGCGCUUACAGGCCUGAAAACGCCACCGCUGCUGCGACCCGGACCCCCAGGAGACCAGAGACCAGGGACGGCUUGAAGCAGCAGAAGAUGCAAACCGAGGGAGAGAAGUCAAGGACGAGUCCACGGUCAACCGCCACAGACGUUAAAUCAUCUCUGUCCUCGACCAAACCCUUCUCUGAUUGGAUGUUAGAGGCAUGUGACCCAGACGUACCGACCAGAGUGUUCGCCCUGAGGGUCCUGACCCAGAUGGUGCAAAAUAAAAACCCAGAAGCUCUUCACGUCCAGGAGAAAGUGGUCACGCUUUUCUUAGAAAACCUGGAGCACGACGACUCCUUCGUUUACCUCUCAGCCAUCCAGGGGCUGGCGGUGCUCGCUGAUUCCUUCCCUGAGAAGAUCCUGCAAAGGCUCCUGAGAGACUUUCAGCACAGUCCAUCUCUGCCAACGUCUGAGCCGCAGCGAUCGCUGGAAACACGCCUGAAAGUGGGUGAAGUCCUGAUGAGGGCGAGCAGGGCCAUGGGUGAGCAUUUGCUGCUGUUUUGUUGCUAAUAUUGAACGUUAAAGGGUCGGUGGUCAGUGUUUGUCAAACCUGCACAUGAUGAUGU
Messenger RNA from Solea senegalensis (Senegalese sole), 3089 nucleotides. It is a transcript of the gene tango6, whose product is annotated as transport and golgi organization 6 homolog (Drosophila). Lineage: Eukaryota; Metazoa; Chordata; Actinopteri; Pleuronectiformes; Soleidae. Gene Ontology annotation, biological process: protein secretion. The coding region runs from base 241 to 3033 and encodes 930 amino acids. The transcript is spliced from 15 exons. The record is from RefSeq and is a predicted model, not a curated record.